AUGAUGUGUAGUAAACUAUUUCUACUGUUCGCAGUAGUGUUCGUUUCCGUCAUCUGUUUGGCCUCUGCUGGCGACAAAGUAACAGAAGCUGAUGGUAAAAAGAGUACGAAGAAAACCACAUUUGAUGAGAAGAAAAAAGACGCUUAUGAGAAAGUCAAAUAUGACCGUGAAGACUACGAUGAUGAAAUAGAUGAUAGCUAUUCGCCAAGAUCAUCUUUUGCUCAUAAUCGAUUUGUAUCGCAUGAUCAGCCCGAAGGUAAUUAUCGAACACGUUCACGCUGGUCGCCUUCGACAACAUCAGGUUUAUCACACUCAUUACCAACAUUACCAUUUACUAUCGGAGAGUUCCCCGAAGAGGAUGAAUGGUCUUCAGAUGGCUAUGAAAGUGCUUUUCCAUCCGCACCAUCGGUAUCACCAGCCUAUUCAUAUAACAUGCAACGAAUGCCACAAAAUAGUCCAACAUGCAGUUCAUUAAUCGAUCCACAAUUUCCAAUCUUUUCGGAUACAUGCGGUGCUGUUCCACAAGCUCGUUACAGCUUACCGAAUGUAUUUGGCCAUCGUGACAAAUGGCAAAUUGCUCAACUUUUAAAUGUUCUAGCAAGUACAACAACCGAUCCAACUUGCAGUCGAUCAACUCGUCUUCUCUUAUGUCCAAUUCUCUUUCCAUCAUGCCCAACACGUCAUCAACCGACACCUGUUCUUCCAUGUCAAUCGUUCUGCCGAGCAAUCAAAUCUCGUUGUGCUUCACCUCUACUUGAAAGUCUUCCAUGUGAAAUCCUUCCACACACAUCUGAACUUUGCCCAAGCACACAAGGAUACAGUCAAUUCCCAUCUCAACGAGCAUAUUCUCAUAAUAUGCCAUCACCACUACCAGUAGCUAGUGGACUCCCAUCACCAUUACAACUCUCAGCUUUACAAUCAUUUUUAUCAUCACCAGCUUUACAAACAGCCAUGACCACACAAGGCUUUCCAAAUGGCUUAAAUCAACAAACUCUUCAAGCUGCAUUAGCUGCUCAAGCUUUUCCAGGUCUCUUUCAAGCACAACCUGCCCAAGCAGUUCCAGUACAAGCACCAACAGUAGCCCCUGUUCCUAUUACAACGCCACCCCCACCCCCACCAGCACCAGUAACACCACCUAUGAGUGUCUAUCACAAUAUGCAAUUUCCAACUGACACCAUUUCAGCAAUGCUUGGUGAACUUCCACCACGAACAUUAGGUAGUGACUAUCGACCAGCACCACGAUAUGGAUCAGGAUCACGUUCUUCACACGACUUACGUAUGCCAUCCAGUGCACGUUCUUCAUCCAUGCUUAAAGCUUAG
Adineta ricciae is the source of this 1320-nucleotide messenger RNA. The record is from the annotation of a GenBank genome assembly. Lineage: Eukaryota; Metazoa; Rotifera; Eurotatoria; Adinetida; Adinetidae.